AUGGCUCCGACUCUCACCUCUAACUCAUUUCUCCUUGCCACUACACCUCACAGCAAUCUCGCUUCACUCAAAAACCCUAGGAGAUUGAUCGUAAGUGCGAAGAAAUCCGAUGUAUCUUCUGCCGAAGAAGAUAGACCCAUCGAACUCCCCUUCUCUAUACCUUCAUUUAUCUCCACCGACGAUGACCCUACCACUCUCCAACUCACCACCAGCUUUCUCCUCACCGGCGCUGUCUCCAUCUUCCUCUUUCGCUCCCUCCGUCGCCAUGCAAAGCGUGCCAAAGAACUGAAAUUUAGGUCUAUAAGAACAGAAACUAAAAAGACGUUGAAGGAGGAGGCACUUGAGAGUUUGAAAGCAAUGACGCCGGUUGAGGGAAAUGCUCCUCCGUUACCUCUUCAGGCGUUGUUGGGAGGUUUGUCUGCUGGAAUUAUUGCAAUUAUUCUGUAUAAAUUCACCACCACCACUGAAGCUUCUCUGAAUCGUCAAACCAUUUUUGACAAAAUCAUCCCCAAUUCUUAA
Molecule: messenger RNA, 519 nt
Organism: Lactuca sativa (garden lettuce)
Lineage: Eukaryota; Viridiplantae; Streptophyta; Magnoliopsida; Asterales; Asteraceae
Cellular component (GO): chloroplast thylakoid membrane
Source: RefSeq, a predicted model, not a curated record